This is a messenger RNA of Drosophila grimshawi, 2894 nucleotides long. Its product is annotated as serine/threonine-protein kinase GA29083. The record is from RefSeq and is a predicted model, not a curated record. Gene Ontology annotation, biological process: protein phosphorylation; intracellular signal transduction. NCBI's taxonomy places the organism in Eukaryota, Metazoa, Arthropoda, Insecta, Diptera, Drosophilidae. Bases 252 to 2579 code for a protein of 775 amino acids. Gene Ontology annotation, molecular function: protein kinase activity; ATP binding. The transcript is spliced from 6 exons.
CUAAAUGCCAACAACAAUUUGGAAGUUGUGCUUGUGUAAGUGUGAGUGUAUGUGAGUGUCUGAGUAAAGAGUAAACAACAAGAGGAGAGAAAGAGCGCAACUCUGUUUUUUGCCUGCCUGCAGAUGUCGAAAUAAUAUAAAACUAGCCGUAUUAAUAACAAUCAUAAUAAGCAAGCAAUAAGAAAACAAAAAGUGCCUCGCUGGCUUAACGGAUUUUCCCGUCGUCGUCGUCGCUGUUGUUAUACAAAAGCAUGGAAGUUCAAACGGCAAACAGCCUGCACAACGCUCUGCUGUCGUCGCUACAAGGAGCCAACAGUCCCGCCAACAGCCCCAAUGGAACGCCCAAAAAGACAUUGGCCUCUAAGCAAUCCUCGGCAGAAGCGAAUAUUCUCGAGCAGCUUAGCAAGCAGCAGCAGCUGGAGUCAGCCAAUCACAGUCGCGACUGCGACAGUCCGGCCAGCUCCAAUUCGGAGCUAGAGAAGGAUCUGAAUGAGUUGCGCGAUCUGAAUGGCUCGCUAACGGGCAGCGGCAGUGUUGGCAAAUCGAAUGGUUCCCUCAGCGGCGCCUCAUCCAACAAUUCGGCGCCACCAGCUGUUUCGACGGCUACUGUUGGUGCUGCAGCUGGAACAACGAAUGGUGGCAAUGCUCAAACGUUGGGCGCCACAAUUGCGGCACAACUCAAGAAGCGCAUCUCAAGCAGCCGAACGCCGACACGCAAGGCGCAUCGCAUUAAAUUCUAUCGCAAUGGGGAUCGCUUCUAUCCGGGCAUCACCAUACCCGUCUCCAAUGAGCGAUAUCGUUCCUUUGAGAGCCUCUACGAGGAUCUGACACGACUCCUCGAGGAGAACGUGAAGAUUCCGGGCGCAGUGCGGGCCAUUUACAAUAUGGGCGGCAAAAAGAUCACUGCACUGGAUGAGCUGGAGGAUGGCCAGAGCUACGUUUGUUCCUGCAAUACUGAGAACUUCAAGAAGGUGGAGUACAACACCAGCUCCCAGCCGCUGGCCAAUUUGACGCUGGCGAAUAACAGUCGCUCAACGAAUCAGCGUCUCGCCAAGCUGCAGCGACCCGCAUCGCCGCUCAAGAAUGGCGCCAUGAUUGGCAGCACUGGCAGCAGCAGCGGUGGCUCAUCAGCGGCCAACGGUGGUGGUGGUGGUGGUGCGAGCGUUGGCGGCGCCGGUGCUGGUGCUGCUGCCACAAAUGGCAGUCCGCUGAACAAUUCCCGUUUCAGCGAACGGAACAGCGUGGUGCAUCCCCGCAUUGUGACACUGAUUCGGAACGGCACCAAGCCACGUCGGAUAAUGCGUCUGCUGCUGAACAAGCGGAACAGUCCCAGCUUCGAGCAUGUCCUCACAGCGAUUACGCAGGUGGUGCGACUGGAUACGGGCUAUGUGCGCAAGGUGUUUACAUUGUCGGGCGCAUCGGUGGCACAACUGGCCGAUUUCUUUGGUACGGACGAUGUGUUCUUUGCCUAUGGUACGGAGCGCGUGAAUGCCGCCGAGGAUUUCAAGCUGGAGGCGGAUGAGCAGCGUGCAAUUAAUGCCAUACGCAAGACACUGCGCACAGCGGGCACCACAUGCAAGGGACCCAAACCGAAGAUGCCCGUUAAAAGCAAAAAAGCCUAUCCCGACGAUGACACCGCGACGAGACGGGAGCGAGGAACUGGCGAUACGGAUACCGUUGUGGAGGAUGAUCAGGCAGCGAUACUUAAUAGCACGGGCGUUGAGAUCGGGGAUCUGCCCGUCGCCAUAAGCGACAAUUAUACGCUGGGUCAAAUGAUUGGCGAUGGCAACUUUGCCGUUGUGCUUAAGAUCAAGGAUCGACAGACGGGCUUGCCCUACGCCCUCAAGAUCAUUGACAAGAGCAAGUGCAAGGGCAAGGAGCACUAUAUUGAUGCCGAGGUGCGUGUCAUGAAGAAACUGGAGCAUCCGCAUAUCAUCUCCCUCAUCAUGGAUGUCGAUCAGGUGACAAACAUGUACCUGGUGCUCGAGUAUGUCAGUGGUGGUGAUCUAUUCGAUGCCAUCACGCAGGUGACACGCUUCUCGGAGAGCCAAUCACGAAUUAUGAUCCGGCAUCUGGGCUCCGCCAUGUCUUAUCUACAUUCCAUGGGCAUUGUGCAUAGAGACAUCAAGCCGGAAAAUCUACUUGUUGAACUGGACAAGUAUGGCAAUGUUGUGGAGCUGAAGCUAGCCGACUUUGGUCUGGCCUGCGAGGUAACCGAACCUCUGUACGCCGUCUGCGGCACGCCCACCUAUGUGGCGCCCGAAAUACUGCUGGAAGUGGGCUACGGUUUGAAGAUCGACGUUUGGGCUGCUGGCAUAAUAUUGUAUAUACUGCUCUGCGGCUUUCCACCAUUUGUUGCGCCUGAUAACCAGCAAGAGCCGCUGUUCGAUUCGAUCAUCUCUGGCGUUUAUGAGUUUCCCGAUCCAUACUGGUCGGAUAUCGGCGAUGGUGUGCGCGAUUUAAUCGCCAACAUGCUGCAGUCGGAUCCGGAUGUUCGUUUCACCAGCGAAGAUAUUCUUGAUCAUUAUUGGACAAUGGGCAAUGAGAAUAACGGCUGCGACGGCGAAUUUAGUAGAUGAAUCGUGGCCGUGUGGGGUGUUUAAGCGGCUAUUAUGCAUCCCAAAGAUGCCGUCUAGUAGUUUUUUGUAUUAUGUAAUUUAGCGCUAUUCUAUAGGCCUUAAUUUAUUAUUUUUACAUAUUAACUCAUAACAACAACAACAACCGAACUUAAGACCAUAACAGCGUGGCCGGCACAUUUAGACGGUGCUGACAGUUUUCAGAAAUUCCAAUUUCGAAACCGUUUACGGUUCGCAACUUUACUAUAUUCUUUUAACGCAUAUAUAUAUAUAUAUUUUAUAACGAAAGGUACAUUUACAUUCAGACAUAUAUUUUAU